Molecule: messenger RNA, 3582 nt
Organism: Drosophila virilis
Lineage: Eukaryota; Metazoa; Arthropoda; Insecta; Diptera; Drosophilidae
Product: VPS35 endosomal protein sorting factor-like
Biological process (GO): endocytic recycling
Cellular component (GO): endosome
Source: RefSeq, a predicted model, not a curated record
CUGGGAGUGUCAACAAUCGAAUGUUAAAUUAACAGAGUUACACCGCACUUAACAGAGCCGAAAAGCACGACAUGGCGACUUUGGAAUGGUCUUGCGCGCCACGCUGCUAUCAAGUUGUCAAAAACCAUUUACAUAGAAAAGUUACGGAAGAACAUCCGCUUAAGCAGCAGACUGUCAAUGUCACGGUCGCAGACAAGAAUCCCCUCAGCUUGGCGUUGGCACUGGAAGGCACUGAUCCGCUUUCGAAAUUUGCGCGCCAGGAGCAGGAACUAAAUGAUCCACUGACGCAGAUGGCCAGCGAAUUUACGCUCAAGUCUAAGCGUGGACACAGCAACGAACUGGAGGAUAACGCGCUUAAUUGGAGCACACGCCGCCUGGGCAUAUUGAAUCGCUUCACGACCAAUGAAAAGCUGUCGCUAUCCACCAGCUUUCUAUGCACCAGCAGCACGGAAAGUGGGGGUGAAAACUUCAAGGCCCAGACUGUGGUGGCGGAUAAGGUUAAGUAUCGGCUAGAGCAGCUGGAUAAUUUCGAUGCUUGUAGCAUGCGUCACAUGAUGGACCUGACACAGCAGGAGUACAUACAGCGGUUCGAUCAGCUUAAACAGGAACUGAUCCAGUCCUGGCACAACGAUCAGCGCGUCAAGGCUCUGAAGAUAGCCAUUCAGUGCGCCAAGAUGCUAUCGGACACUAGAGUGCUGCAGUUCUAUCCCAGUCAGUAUGUUCUUAUCACGGAUAUUUUGGACGUCUUUGGCAAGCUGGUUUACGAGCGUUUACGUGCCAAGGCAGCGGGUGCACCAGGCGCAUCGGCCGUGGUCCUACAAAGAGAGCGCGAAGCUGCACGCGACACCUGUCAGAAUUGGUUCUACAAAGUCGCCUCUAUACGUGAGCUGCUGCCGCGUCUUUAUCUGGAAAUGGCUAUAUUUAAGUGCUAUGGGUUUCUGACCACCUCGGAGCAGGAAAUGGAGCAAUCCCUGUUACGACUCACAAGUCAGCUACGUGGCAUUGCUGAUCCGCUGGUUUCCAGCUAUGCGCGCUGUUACCUGGUGCGCGUUGGAGUUCCGGUUACGUCCAGCAAGGUCUACAUACGCGACAACUUUACAGAUUUUUUCACAAUUUAUCCGCAGAUCUUUCGCCUGGUGGCCCGCUACAAUUUGCAUCCGGAGAUAAUCACGUCCAGCGCAUAUUUACAGCUGUAUGCACCAGCUCUGGAUUUUAUGCUGCAGUGUCUGAUGCAUAAAAGUGAAGUUUCAGCACAGGAAAUGCUCAACGAGUGUAAGCAGCUAAAAAACAACGGAGCAGUACUAUUGUCCAUUCUCAACUCCUCGAAGGGAGAGUUCAUUGCGGCACAUGCUCAGGAGUUUUUGGAGCUGAUCAAUAACUGCGACACACCUGGUAUUUCAAAGUCUCAACUACUGCGACCACUGGGCAGCUGUGUCAGCAGUUGCGCACCGUUGCAGGAGCAGCGCGUUCCCUUUCUGAACGCUGCCUUUCAAACUAUUAACACGCUCACGGAUCCAAACGAAUACAUUAACUGUGUGGAAACCUGGGCGCCUUUCGUUGCACAGUACUUUACGAUACACGAGGUAAAUCGUCUGCUGGGUGAACUGAAUUCUCGGAUGUGUCUAGGCAAGGCCUAUGAGAAGCAUUACGGCCAGCUGCAAAGCAUUCUAACUAGGAUAAUGCAAAACUAUCGAAGCAUUGAGUUGCUGCUUAUUCAACCGCAUUUUCUGCCCUAUUUGGAUUUGUUCCAUAAGGAGUCUGUGCGUGUGGAGAUGUGCAAGUCUAUUCUGAGCCACUACAGACAAAACAGCGAGGAACGAACCUACGAUGCUGUAGUUACCAAUGCACUAAUGUAUCUCGGCAAGAUACUUAACGACUCGGUCAAUGCACUUACUGUGGAGGACGAACGCCGUCAGAUUUCGCAGCUCAUCAAUGGUUUCAUAAAUAAAGUUCACUUUGGAAAAGAUCUGGAGCACCAACUCAGCUUCUAUGUGGAGGCACGCGGUACUUUUAGCAACCUGGAUGCAGUCUAUGUAACCCUAGUGUACGCCGCCUGCAAGCUUACGAUGCGGUCAUCCAAUCGACAAGGUGUCAAGUCUUUGGGUUUUGUAAAGGCCUGCAUUGCCUAUUGUUUUAUAACCAUUCCCAGUAUUAGUUCUGUUCAGCAAAAAAUGGAUUUAUAUCUACUGUGCGGUCAACUGGCCCUGAGACAUCUAUGUCUUGGGCAAGCGGACGCUUGCUUUGAGGCUGCGCUGCAGCUGGUUAACGAACUGCCCGCUGCCACCGUUGACUUUGAAGGCAAGCCGCGUUGCCUGGAGCGCUAUCUCGUCGCGUAUCUAUGCAAUAUGCUGGCCACGCUAAUCGUAGUCCCAGACAGCCCCGAACAGGGUGUAUUAUACUUUUUGCGACUGUUGCUUGAUAUCGUGGGCAGGCGAUCAUUUAAGACGUAUAGUACAGCGCCAGCUAUCAUAUACCUGCAUGUUCUGGACAUGCUCUAUGUGCAAAGCCUGGAGCGAUUUCCCUAUCACAUCGACGGCGUGGUUUCCAAUGAUGGGCUCUAUGGUCACGAUCCCAAAUUCCUGGUAGAGGUGAAUAAUUUGUGUGCACAGGUUGUGGAUUCCAUUCUAAUGCAGCUGAAGUCUCUGGGCGCAGCCCAUCAGCAGCGCACCCAAGCACAGCUAGCCAUGGAGCUUUUUAUGCGCAUAGUUCGCUAUGCAGAUCUAGAAAGGGAACCGCUCUGCCAACUGGCAGUAAAGCUGUGGCUACUCGCUAACAAAGCACAGGCGCAGCUGGACAGCGAAACUAUUCCACAAAUGCUGUGCAGCGUGGAGCAUUUCUAUAAGUUAGUCAAGGAUUCGUCACCGUCGCGUGCCCAAACAAUUGCCAAGCUGCUAAUACGCAUGCGCGACAGUUGAAAUAGCUGCCAGCGAUAGCUGCCACUCAUUGAGAUUAACUAUUCAUAAGGCGGAAAUUGGUGAUUUGUCGCUGAAACGACUUCAAAUUUGUUGUGCAAUCAAAUGGCUGAAUUAAGACUUAAAUAUUUAUACAGACAACCUACUUGCGAAUUGCUUUUGACUGAGUUAUGACCUUAAGAAUUUAAAUGAAACUUAGUUUGUGCUAGCUAUCAAUGAUCAGACAGUUUUGUAUACAGGCAAAACAAAAAUAUUUGUUUUUUUUUUUAUUUCGUUUAUUCCAUUUACGAUUGCUUCAGGCCCGUUUUUUGCACAGCCCCUAUCGCAUUCAAGCUGUGCGUAACGAUCUUUAUGCGCAGCGGCCUAUCGUGUAUUUGUAUUUGGGCUAAAAAUGGUUUCCUUUGUUACAAUUUGUUAAUCUUUACAAAUUCACGAUAAGUUUCUGCGUUAAAACGUUGCAUAUUUUAAUGUAUGAAGGUGUAAAAAUAUGAUUUACAUUGCUGCAUUUGUGUAUUAUUCUGUUUUUUUUAGAGAUAGUUUAAAACAUUUGAGGCAAUUUGUCGUUUUGCGUUUGCAUUACACGUGUGCAUUUCAAAAAUGGCUAAAUCCUAUGGCUGACAAACUCGAAAAAUAAAAUCAACAACUUAAACGAAAGCUUCAUGAAUACCAA